Fulvia fulva is the source of this 1065-nucleotide messenger RNA. RefSeq lists its product as uncharacterized. The transcript is spliced from 3 exons. Gene Ontology annotation, molecular function: SNAP receptor activity; SNARE binding. Gene Ontology annotation, cellular component: SNARE complex; plasma membrane; endomembrane system. The record is from RefSeq and is a predicted model, not a curated record. Gene Ontology annotation, biological process: intracellular protein transport; vesicle fusion; exocytosis. Lineage: Eukaryota; Fungi; Ascomycota; Dothideomycetes; Mycosphaerellales; Mycosphaerellaceae. Bases 1 to 1065 code for a protein of 354 amino acids.
AUGUCGCAAUACAACCAGUACAGCGGCUAUGGAGGCAAUCCCUACGAACAGCAGGGCGGCGCCGGCGCCGGUGGCUACGGAUCGAGCAACCCGUACUCGAACGACGCCUACGAUGCGCGACCACAAGGCGGACUCUCCGCGCCCAGCCGAGCGACACACCAGGACUCCACAUACACGCAGGAAUCGAGCUACAGCCAAGCGCCUGCGCCAGCGAUACCCGGCGACCCAAUCCAGCCCGGCCAGAAUGUGCAGUAUAUCGCAUCGGGUCCAACAGUGCUGUCCAACUCCGACUUCCUCUCGCGCGUCGAAGCCGUCAAAGCCGACAUUCGUACACUCACAACUCAUGUCGGCCAAAUCGCCUCGGCGCAUCAGCGCACCCUGUCCUCGCCCGACAGCGGCUCGUCCGGCCAGUUGGAAUCCAUGAUUACGCAGACGCAAGUCCUGAACACCUCAAUAAAAGAUCAGAUCAAGUUCUUGGAGACCGAUGCGGCGAGAAGUAGAGACAACCAGGUGAAGAACACGCAAGUUGGACAGCUCAAGACCAGCUUCACCAAGCAGUUGCAGGAGUAUCGGCAAGAAGAGGCAAACUAUGAGCGACGAUACCGGGAGCAGAUUGCGCGUCAGUACAUGAUUGUCAACCCGGAGGCCACCGAUAGCGAAGUGCAGGAGGCAGCGAACGCAGAUUGGGGCAACGAGGGCGUGUUCCAAACCGCGCUCAAGACCAAUCGAUCCGCGACAGCCAACUCAGUGCUCGGUGCAGUGCGUGCACGACACAAUGAUAUCCAGAAGAUCGAGCGCACAAUGAUGGAGCUGCAACAGCUCAUGGAAGACCUGGCAACUGCUGUCGUGCUCCAGGACGAGCCUAUCCAGCAAACCGAGCAGCACACCGAGAACGUCAAGAACGAUACUGAAGCCGGCAACGUCCAGCUCGACAAAGGCAUCAAGUCCGCACGGAACGCACGGAAGCUCAAGUGGUGGUGUUUCUUCAUCUGUCUUGCGAUUGUCAUCAUCCUUGCUCUGGUUCUGGGUCUAUACUUUGGCCUGCAAAACAGAAACAACAACUAG